This is a messenger RNA of Pygocentrus nattereri (red-bellied piranha), 4053 nucleotides long. Its product is annotated as scavenger receptor cysteine-rich type 1 protein M130-like. The record is from RefSeq and is a predicted model, not a curated record. NCBI's taxonomy places the organism in Eukaryota, Metazoa, Chordata, Actinopteri, Characiformes, Serrasalmidae. Gene Ontology annotation, cellular component: membrane.
CAGACCGCAGGUUCUGGACGACAGUGGACCGCCAUGCUACCUGCUGCGAUACUGAUCAUCAUCUGCUCCACUGCAGAUCUGUCUGAGGUCAGACUGGUGGACAGUGAUGGUCUCUGCUCGGGGAUACCUGAAGAUCUUCAUGAAAGAAAAUGGUUCAAACUGAGCAGUAACCACAUUGAAUACAGGGCUGUUGGGUUGCUGUGCAGAGAGCUUAACUGUGGAGACGUAAUCAGCGCCACAUUUAGAAGCAAUUUCAGAGACAAGCAUGGCGAUCAACCUGUAAUUGACCUGGACUGUGAGGGCAGCAAGUCAGCUUUUUCAGAGUGCAAAAAAUACAGCUCAUUCAUCCAUCCCGAUUAUCUCAACAUCAGCGUUAUGGUCAGCUGCUCAGACUCUGUGAGGCUCGUGGAUGGGGCUGGACGCUGCUCUGGGAGAGUGGAGGUGAAGUCCCAUCAGUCCUGGACCUCAGUAUGUGAGGCUGACUUUGACCGGCAGGAUGCAGAGGUAGUCUGUAGGGAGCUGGACUGUGGGACUCCACUGACUCUACAGGGGGCGCUCUAUGGAGAAGGGAAACAUCCUUUUGGGACCAAUCAGUUUCAAUGUAAAGGCUCAGAGAACCGUCUCCUCACCUGUAGCACCUCAGACAAAGAGGAGUACACCUGCACAUCUGGCAGUGCUGUGGAACUCACCUGCUCAGGACCUGACGAUGUGAGACUGGUGGGUGGGAGCGGUCGCUGUGCUGGGACGCUGGAGAUGUUUCAUGGUGGAGAAUGGAGGGGAGUGACUGCAGACAGAUGGUCCAUGAAAGAGGCUGCUGUGGUGUGCAGACAGCUGGGCUGUGGUUCUGCUGUUAAAUCUCCAAUGAGUGUAUCUGGAGGAGACGAGACCGGAUGGGGUUUCCAUAUUGCAUGUUUUGGAUCUGAGUCUGCAGUGAAAGAAUGCACAAUGUUGUACAGCUCGAAGAUCAGAUAUCCUGUUGGAGUCGUCUGUUCAGACUCUGUGAGGCUCAUGGAUGGGGCUGGACUCUGCUCUGGGAGACUGGAGGUGAAGUCCCAUCAGUCCUGGACCUCAGUAUGUGAGGCUGACUUUGAUCAGAAGGAUGCAGAGGUAGUCUGUAGGGAGUUGAGCUGUGGGACUCCACAAAUUCUACAGGAGCCUCUAUUUGGAGAAGGGGAACAUCCAUUCGGAACCAAAGAGUUCCAAUGUAAUGACACAGAGAACCGUCUCCUCACCUGUAGCACGCCAGACAGAGAGGAGCAGAACUGCGCACCUGGCAAAGCUGUGCGUCUCACCUGUUCAGAACCUGAUGGCAUGAGACUGGUGGAAGGGAACAGUCGCUGUGCUGGGACAGUGGAGAUGUUUUAUAAUGGACAGUGGAGAAAAGUGGUAGCAGAUGUCUGGAACAUAGAAAUGGCUGCUUCAGUAUGUAAAAAGCUAGACUGUGGCUCUGCUCUGGCAGCUACAAAGACAAAGACUGGUAGAGAUGAACCUGAAGUGGGUGUCCUGAUAUCCUGCAGUAGGACAAACGCAAUCAAAUGCCAUCCUAUAAGAAUCCGGCAGAUCGACCGUCUUGCUGGAGUGAUAUGUUCAGAGUUCCUGGCACAGCCCACCAUCUCCGUUUCUACUCCCAUAAGAGUGUCUAGGAGCCUCCAAGGGCCAGAGGUAUUCAGGGGCUACAGCUUCACCAUCACCUGCUCCACUCAGCCGCAGUACCCAGGUGGAUCCUUCCACCUCAGAUUGCCCUGGAACAACAGAAGUGACUCCCAGGCAGCUGUCAGUCACUCAGCCUCCUUCCUCUUUCCUACUGCCAAUGAUUCCCACCAGGGGAACUACAGCUGUGUGUAUGAGAACCAAGUGAUCUUUCAGAAUGAUGUGUUUCAAAAGGAGAAUCAAAGCCGUUUUCAUCGCUGGUCUCCUGGGCCUUUCAAUUAUAAUUUCUCCUCUGAGAGUGAGCCUCAUUCCCUUAUAGUCACAGAUUUUUCAUGGACUCCGUUCAUCACCAGAAUGCUGCUCGUUCCAUUUCUGAUGCUGAUAACCUGCUCCUUCAUCUUUCUCAUCUUCAACAAGUGUGGACAUUUCUUCAUUAGAGGUGCAGGCCAGGAAAGAGCAGCAGCGGCAGUCCCAAAAGAGAGCAUCCAGCUGAUCUCCCUCUGGAUCAUGGACUUCCUCGCCUGCAGACCUGGAUGGGUCAGGAUGGGUGACCAGACCUCUCCCCACCUCACACUUAGCACAGAAUGGCAACAAGCCUGCAUCCUUUCAUCUAUGCUCUACACACUGUCCACUUGCAACUGCAUCACAAAACACAGCUCCAACACCAUCAUCAAGUUUGCCGACAACACAACAAUAAUCGGCAGCAUCAGCAACAAUGAUCCAUGUGUCUUUCAGGGCUGCGUCCUUCGGAGGUUGCAUUUGAAGGCCGAUUGCAUCACAGAGAUCUGUCUGAGGUCAGACUGGUGGACGGUGAUGGUCUCUGCUCGGGGAUACCUGAAGUCCUUCAUGAAGGAAAAUGACUCUGUGAGGCUCGUGGAUGGGGCUGGGUGCUGCUCUGGGAGAGUGGAGGUGAAGUCCCAUCAGUCCUGGACCUCAGUAUGUGAGGCUGACUUUGACUGGCAGGAUGCAGAGGUAGUCUGUAGGGAGCUGGACUGUGGGACUCCACUGACUCUACAGGGGGCGCUCUCUGGAGAUGGGAAACAUCCAUUUGGGACCAAUCAGUUUCAAUGUAAAGGCUCAGAGAACCGUCUCCUCACCUGUAGCACCUCAGACAAAGAGGAGUACACCUGCACAUCUGGCAGUGCUGUGGAACUCACCUGCUCAGGACCUGACCACGUGAGACUGGUGGGCGGGAGCGGUCGCUGUGCUGGGAUGCUGGAGAUGUUUCAUAGUGGAGAAUGGAGGGGAGUGACUGCAGACAGAUGGUCCAUGAGAGACGCUGCUGUGGUGUGCAGACAGCUGGGCUGUGGUUCUGCUGUUAAAUCUCCAAUGAUUGUAUCUGGAGGAGAUGAGACCGGAUGGGACACUGUGAGGCUCGUGAAUGGGGCUGGACUCUGCUCUGGGAGACUGGAGGUGAAGUCCCAUCAGUCCUGGACCUCAGUAUGUGAGGCUGACUUUGACUGGCAGGAUGCAAAGGGAGUCUGUAGGGAGUUGAGCUGUGGGACUCCACAAAUUCUACAGGAGCCUCUAGAAGGGGAAGAAGGGGAACAUCCAUUCGGAACCAAAGAGUUCCAAUGUAAUGAAACAGAGAACAGUCUCCUCACCUGUAGCACGCCAGACAGAGAGGAGCAGAACUGCACACUUGGCAAAGCUGUGCGUCUCACCUGUUCAGAACCUGAUGGCAUGAGACUGGUGGAAGGGAACAGUCGCUGUGCUGGGACAGUGGAGAUGUUUUAUAAUGGACAGUGGAGAAAAGUGGUAGCAGAUGUCUGGAACAUAGAAAUGGCUGCUUCGGUAUGUAAAAAGCUAGACUGUGGCUCUGCUCUGGCAGCUACAAAGACAAAGACUGGUAGAGAUGAACCUGAAGUGGGUGUCCUGAUGUUCUGCAGAAGGACAAAUGCAGUCAAAUGCCAUCCUAUAAGAAUCCGGCAGAUUGACCGUCUUGCUGGAGUGAUCUGUUCAGAGUUCCUGGCACAACCCACCAUCUCUGUUUCUACUCCCAUAAGAGUGUCUAGGAGCCUCCAGGGGCCAGAGGUAUUCAGGGGCUACAGCUUCACCAUCACCUGCUCCACUCAGCCGCAGCACCCAGGAGGCUCCUUCCACCUCAAAUUGCCCUGGAACAACAGAAGUGACUCCCAGGCAGCUGUCAGUCACUCAGCCUCCUUCCUCUUUCCUACUGCCAAAGAUUCCCACCAGGGGAACUACAGCUGUAUCUAUGAGAACCAACAUGCCAGCUCCUGGUUUGCUGCACACCUUGCAGCCAUCACCACAACAUUACUGCCAGGAAAGGGCAGGAAAAGAGAGCAUCCAGCUUGUCACCCUGUAGCCCAGUGUGGAAUAGCAGCAGAAAGUGGAGCGGGAAGCUGCUCAAAGGAGGAAGAGGAGGAGCAGGGUGGGAAUUAG